AAUCGGGGUUUUACAAGAGUUUCAUUGUAUUGGUUACGCAAGUAAUUUUUCGCUUCGCACACAAAUACAAUUGUACAAUUUCAGGGGAAAGUUGUUGAAUCUUUUGAUUUUGCUCCUGGGUUCAAGGUUAAAGAUUGCAAUGGAAGGAGACGGAGAGCAGCUAACAGAGCAGGAGACUGCUCUCUAUGAUCGCCAGAUUAGGGUUUGGGGUGCUGAUGCUCAACGAAGACUGAGCAAAUCUCAUAUACUGGUCCAUGGAAUGAAGGGAACUGUUGCUGAGUUUUGCAAGAACAUUGUGCUAGCAGGAGUUGGAAGUGUUACGUUGGUGGAUGAUCGGGUAGUGUCUGAAGAAGCAUUGUCUGCCAAUUUCUUGAUACCUCCUGAUGAAAAUGUGCGCGGCGGAAAAACUCUUGCGGAGAUUUGUUGUGAUUCUUUGAAGGAAUUCAACCCCAUGGUUCAAGUUUCUGUAGAAAAAGGCAAUAUUUCAACAUUUGGUGGAGAUUUCUUGGAGAAAUUUGAUGUUGUAGUUCUCAGUUCUUGCUCUCUAGAGGAAAAGAAAUUGAUCAAUCAGAAAUGCCGGAAGUUAUCAAAGCGAAUAGCAUUUUAUACAGUUGAUUGUAGAGACUCCUCAGGUGAAAUUUUUGUUGAUCUACAGAACUAUAAAUACUCAAAGAAAAAAAAUGAAGAAACAACCAACUGCCAACUAGAGUACCCAAGCUUUGAGGAAGCAAUUUCAGUACCUUGGACAUCACUUCCAAGGAAAGUGUCAAAGCUAUACUUUGCCAUGAGAGUAAUAGAGCGUUUUGAAGAAGUUGAAGGCCGCAAUCCUGGAGAAAUCUCAGUUGCAGAUCUUCCUGGUGUCUUAAAGCUGAAAAGGGAACUUUGUGAGGCAAAUUCAUUUAAUGAAUCUCAUAUUCCUGAUGCACUGCUGGAAAGACUGCUAAAGGGUAAAAGGGAGUUCCCUCCAGUCUGUGCCAUCAUUGGAGGAAUUCUGGGACAGGAGGUGAUCAAAGCGAUAUCAGGCAAAGGGGAUCCACUAAAGAAUUUCUUUUUCUUUGAUGCCAUGGACGGGAAAGGCUUAAUAGAGGACAUAUCAAAUCCUAACACUAAAACUGAGUAGCUUUAUUCAGGGAGCAUGUGGGAAGUUUAUUUUGUGUAGUUGUUACCCUGUACUGCUUCGCACGAAACUUCACUUGCGGAUGUAGUUUUAUAGGAUUGACCAUGACCAUCUACACUUGAAUUAUUACUCUUGUUUUUGCAUUGGCUAGAAUUAACAUUUUUAUUGUAUCUUGAGAGCAAUUUAUUAUAUUUGUAUGUUUCUCAUUAAAGAAUUGGAAAUGCU
Rubroshorea leprosula is the source of this 1342-nucleotide messenger RNA. The record is from the annotation of a GenBank genome assembly. NCBI's taxonomy places the organism in Eukaryota, Viridiplantae, Streptophyta, Magnoliopsida, Malvales, Dipterocarpaceae.